Microthlaspi erraticum is the source of this 522-nucleotide messenger RNA. The record is from the annotation of a GenBank genome assembly. Lineage: Eukaryota; Viridiplantae; Streptophyta; Magnoliopsida; Brassicales; Brassicaceae.
AUGGCGUUCUUUGGUCUUUCUUCUACUCAACGUUGUUCUCUUAGCCGUUACUUCACCUCGUCUCGUCCUACAUCCGGCGAGACUCAUCACGAUUUCAAGACUCGUCGAGGUGGUAGAUUGAGGAUGGUGCGAGGGAAGAAGAUUAAAAAGACUAAGAAGACAAGGAUGGUGGUGGAACCGGCUUGUUCCGACAAACAUUUUCUCGUCGUAGAGCCAAAGGAAGUGAUCAAUAAAUGUGUAGUGGAAGAGACGAAAAGGGUUUGUCCUGAAUUCGAGGAAGCUGUGAAAGAUUGCGUCUUUCACAAGAAAGCUAUGGACUUUGUUGGAGAAGAAGAUGAAUUAGAGCCAGGGAGGUUAUCGAAUGAGGAGCUGAACGAGAGAGUAGAGGCGUUCAUCACAACGUUCAGACAACACUUGGCGCUUGAUGCGCGAAGAGGUAGAGACAGAAAACCUGACCAGAAGAUGAGAUCAAAAGACUCUGUCAUUAGCUUCUUAGGUCGGGAGGUCGCUUGUUCGGUUUAA